AUGGCCUUCAAGGCAGUGGUAUUGGUCGGCGGACCGCAGAAAGUCCUCGGAUCUCUUUGCUUUGAAACUGCUUGUAAAGCAUUUCUUUCCUUUCUUCCUUUCCGCACUGUUACAUUUGAAGAUGGUAGACUGUCUUCAGGAACGCGUUUCCGUCCACUCUCUCUUCAACUUCCAAAACCUCUUUUUCCGAUUGCUGGCGUCCCAUUAGUGGAACACCACAUUGAUCAGCUUGCUCAGCUCCCUGGUCUUUCCGAAGUUGUCUUAAUUGGUUCGUACUCUUCUGAGCUGUUCACCGACUUCAUUGGACGAUGUCAGCAAACCUACCGUAUCUCUAUAAAGUACGCUCAGGAACAGCAGCCUAUGGGUACUGCUGGUGGGCUGGUAGCUCAGAGAGACACCAUUGUUGGUGAUUUUCCCGAGGGAGUUUUCGUCAUCAACGGCGAUGUUUGCGGAGACCUUCCCGUAGAUGAGAUGGUUGAACGUAUUGCUUCAUUACCUGAUGAUAGCUGUUUACUUCUUACCACGGAGGCCACUCGAGAACAAAGCGGAAAUUUUGGAAACGUGGUGAUUGAUAAUAAUGGUCGUGUCGUGCACUACGUUGAUAAGCCCACAACAUUUGUCUCCACUCACAUAUCAUGUGGAGUUUAUCUCAUGAAAACAAGUGCAAUUAUGGUCUGUGUAAGAAACUCCCGUAGACAAACCAAUGUUUCGAUAUGGGUUCUUAAUUGCUUGUUAACUUUGCUCUUCCAGGGACUCAAUGCCGAUUCAAUUAGUAACCUAUGGUUUGAAACGGACAUCUUUCCUCAGAUGGCCUAUAACGGAAAACUUUUUGCUCUGCACACAACUCGCUGGUGGAGUCAAACAAAAACAGCAGCAGCCGUCCUUUAUGCCAAUAGACACUAUCUUCGUUUGUUCAAGAAGCGAUAUGCAGCUCGUUUGUGUAAGGAUCGUGCGCAGAUUAUCGGUGAUGUAUUCAUUGAUCCCAGUGCGGAGGUCGACAAAUCCGCUAAAAUUGGUCCUAACGUCAGCAUAGGCGCAAAUGCCAAGAUAGGAAAGGGUGUUAGAAUAAAAGUACGUUUAUUUGUCGCAUUAAAUUCCUACAUUAUCUUACUAUUGUCGCAAUUUUGUAGGAGUCGAUAA
Angiostrongylus costaricensis is the source of this 1140-nucleotide messenger RNA. The record is from the annotation of a GenBank genome assembly. Lineage: Eukaryota; Metazoa; Nematoda; Chromadorea; Rhabditida; Metastrongylidae.